This is a messenger RNA of Aureobasidium uvarum, 1536 nucleotides long. The record is from the annotation of a GenBank genome assembly. Lineage: Eukaryota; Fungi; Ascomycota; Dothideomycetes; Dothideales; Saccotheciaceae.
AUGACGCGAACCUCUCGAUUGAUGUACUACAUGACGCUACCAGUACUGUACCAACGUGUCACGCUCCGCUCCUACCCCGAAACGCGCUAUGUCGAUGGACGACCAGAAGGAUAUGGAAGUGGUAGCCCCUUCGUCAUGGGCCUCAGUGGUCUCGCCUCGGGCAACUCGGCUCCGUUGGUGAAAGAGUUCACGGUGACAGGAGCUUGGUCGGAACCAGGCAUUGAUGAGUAUAGCAGGGGAAAGAUACCGGAUAGUACAAUCAUGCUUGGUAUCGCACUCCGUGCCGCAAUGGACAGGAUGACACACCUCAAGUCUCUUACAUGGUAUCUCGACUCCAAGCCGACCAAGUCGAUUUACCAAGGACUGGCUGCUCGACCGACCCUUGUCUCGCUAACUCUACGCUUUCCUCAAGUUCGGUCGCCUCGCCCGAUAGUCGUUAUACCGCCCAUGCCGAACCUGCGCCGUCUACGCGUAAGCGAUAUUGAUCCUCUUUGCUAUCCGGACGAUAUCUCUGGUUUGAUCUUCCAUGCCAAGCAGCUGGAAGACUUGCGCAUCCACUGGAGUCCUCGUAUGCGGAAAGAGGCGGAGCCCAGUAUCAGCUUCAGGAGUAUUUUUGGCCAAUGCUUGGAGGCAAAGUACAAGUUGAAGAUCAAACACAUUGGUCUCCAGAACUUCUACGGUCCCAACACUGGCGACAUGAAAGAGAUCUUCGAACCUGGCUGCGUUGAGAGUGCAGACUUCCUUGAUGUCUUUGGAGGAGUUUACGGCCGCCCCAGUUCUAUCUGGGUAGACGAAACGUGGAAAACCAUCCCGGGUCCUGAUCUCUUCAAGAAUUACAAAACGCACCGUAUUAGCGAGCCCGCUAUCGAACACGCCAAGAUCCUAUCUAUGUUCUCUGGUCUGCAGGAGCUGUACGUGAUUGGAAACAACAGAAACGACCGCGACAUCAAGUGGGAUGUGAACUCGCCUUUGACCACGGGUACGACGCCUGCCACCUCUACAUCAACACCUACUCCCACGUCCUUCGAGGAGAAGCAAGCUUCCACCGUUUGUAGAGCGUAUCUCCGAGCCUUAACCACAAAUCACGGUCAAAGUCUGACAAGAUUGCUUUUGCCUGACCAAUGGCCACUUUCGGGAAACCAGAUUGGUGAUCUUGUCAGCAAAUGUCCAAAUCUCGAACAAGUCGGCUUCGCACUGGACAAGGAUGCCGGUGAAGUGAUGACCCUCCUCGCACCUUUCUUCGUCAAGUUACGCGCGGUCAGAAUCUUAGCGAACGCGCAUACCGCUAGUAUUCUUGCAGAGACCGAGAUUGCUGGACUCAUUGAUGGGACUCGAACUGAGCCAUUGUAUUGGAGAUGUUUGAAUGUCAACAUCAGGUAUUGUGGUAUUGGCGAUAUCAUCUUCAAACUCGACAAGGCGAUACAGAUGCCGGACGAAGAAGGCAACCUCGAAUGGUUGAAUCUCGUGACACUGGCAACUCUCGAGGACGUCCAACAAUUCGAAGUUUGGAGACUGGACAAGUUUGAACUAUGGUAG